CUAAAACCUAACGACCUGCAAGGGGCCUGGAACGACACCCGCGCUCAUAAUGAAUCAUUUUUUCGAGUCAACCACAGGCUUACAUUCGUAAUUGCCACAGCUUUGAGGUUGACAACAAGCUAGUAUAAGGUCCUGAUACUGGCAUUGACAGUUCCUUUAAAGAACUUGCUUUUGCGUUCCCCUUUUUCUUGUUAUCUGUGCAUUUCUUUUCAUUUUCCCAAGACGCUGUAUUUCAAAAAGCGCAAACGGCUACAUUAGUCCCUGUCUGCGAACGAAGCAGGAUACCUUCUCUUCCAGCUCACAACAUCCACCACCCUCUCUUCACAAUUCUACUUGCUGCUCACCAGGACAUACGGGAACUUCCUGAACCCAAUAUGGCCGAUGUGCCACUUACAGCAGCAAAUGCGGCUGCAGACACUGGAGGAAGCACGCAGCGGCCAAAUCGUGGACGGGCUGGCAGGGGCCGUGGCGGACGUCACCGUGGAGGAAACCAAAAUCGCGAAAGGAACCAUGGCCAACCUACGUCAGAUGCGGAGCCGAUAUUAACUGGGCAGACUUCGGCUCCAGCAGGCGAAAGCACCAUUUUGAACGCUCGAGGACGUGGACGAAGAGGACCGAGAAAGUCGAGACGCGGAGGUGCUGAACCCACCACCCCACGAACGACUUUCGGUACCCAGAGAGCCUUCGGGGGCCAUCUCACUACGGAGGCUCAGUCGGCAGCAGACAUUGCGGCCGGUCUGAGUGCUGACGCCCCCGAAUUCGUGCCCGGGCAACCGCUUGCACCAAGGAACGGUCAACCACCACCACUAACAGGAGCCAAGAAGUCAAUAACACACAAUGAGCCUAAGUCGAAUGCUCCUGAUCUACCAACCCGUAUUCAUGAUGACAUCAGCAAUGGUAAUUACGAAUGCGUGAUCUGCACCAACGAGGUGCUUCGAAACUCGCGUGUAUGGUCCUGUUCCAUCUGCUGGACCGUCACUCAUCUAACUUGCGUGCGGAAAUGGCACACAAAUCAAAUAAAACAACGCGACCAAAAUAUAGGUCAAGUGUCGAGUGAUUGGCGUUGCCCUGGCUGUAACUCGGGCACGACAGAGGAGCCUACGUCAUAUCAUUGUUGGUGUGGUAAAGAAAUCAGCCCUAGGUCACUGGCUGGUCAGCCACCCCACUCUUGCAGCCAGACCUGUGGGAAACCAAGAGGAGCAUGUCCACAUCCGUGCAUGUUGGUGUGUCACGCUGGGCCAUGUCCGCCUUGCGAUGCAAUGGGCCCAGCGCUCCCUUGUUAUUGUGGCAAGCACGUUGUGACAAAACGAUGCAGAGAGACGGAUUAUACUCACGGGUGGAGCUGUCAAGAGAUUUGCGGGGAUCUACUUCCUUGUUCAGAGCAUGAGUGUCAGCAACCUUGUCAUUCUGGCCUCUGCGGGAGCUGCGAGAUCCCAAUCCCCUCUCUCUGUUAUUGUGGCCGGGUAUACAAAGAAAUUCCAUGCGAACAGCGAGAGCAAAAAGUCGCUUCAUUCGACCAUGGCCAGGUCCAGCAGCAAUCAGCGGGCCAAGUUGGACGAGAUGGUCUCGAAGAGCCCUGGUUUGGGGCUACUUUCAGCUGUGACAGCUCUUGUGAACGGACAUUCGAUUGCGGUCAUCACAGAUGUACACGUGCGUGCCAUGCUCAGGAUGAAAAGGAAGCCCACUGUCCAUUUUCUCCCGAUGUGGUAACGCACUGUCCUUGUACCAAAACCCCUCUGGAUGAGAUCUUGGAACAGCCUAGACAGAAUUGCCAAGAUGCGAUUCCGAGUUGUAACAAGACCUGCGACAAGCUUCUUCCUUGUGGACACCGUUGCAGAUCGGGAUGUCAUGCCUCGUCUUGCCCGCCCUGCAUGCAGAAGGUGGAAAUCGAAUGCAGAUGCGGUCGAACGAAGUCAACCUCCAUAUGCCACCAAGGAGAAACUGACACGCCAGAAUGCAUGAGAGUCUGUCGCGCCCAGCUAAAUUGCGGUCGUCAUUUGCAUGAUGAGCAUUGCUGCCCCAGCGAAAAGAAAGCUAUGGAGCGAAAGCGAAAAAGAAAGAACUUGACUACCACUAGCCGCGAGAUCGAGGCAGAGCACAUAUGCGUCAGGGUCUGUGGCCGCUUACUGAAAUGCGACAAACAUCAGUGUGCCCAGCUUUGCCAUCCUGGCCCUUGUUCGACAUGCCCCGAGGCGAUCUUCGAGGAAAUCAGCUGCCACUGCGGCCGAACUGUUCUUCAACCCCCACAGCCAUGCGGUACCCGCCCUCCCGAAUGUCGAUUCGAGUGUGCUCGUCCAAAUCCAUGUCAGGACCAUCCACGAGUAUCCCAUACUUGCCACGGAGACGACAAGUCUUGCUCGCCGUGUCCUUUCUUGGUCGAGAAACGAUGUAUAUGCGGCAAGUCAACGUUGAAGAACCAACCGUGUGCCUCUAAGCAGCCUCGAUGCGGCUUGGUUUGCAACAGAAAGCUGAAAUGCGGUCACCAUUCCUGCACCAAGACAUGCCACGGCCCGGGUGAUUGCGAAGAUGCAGGUAUCUCAGGAUCACAUUGUUCCCAGCCUUGCCUCAAAGUAAGGAAGUCGUGUGAUCAUGUCUGCACCGAGACAUGUCACUGUCCAUACGCGUGCAAAGAAGAUAAGCCAUGUCAAGCGAAGACUUUCGUCACCUGCGAAUGUCAACGCAGAAAGCAGGAAGUCAGAUGUCUCGCAACCAAAACCAACCCUUCGCCAGAGCGCCCGCCAUUGAAGUGCGAUGACGAAUGCCUUCGGCUGCAGAGAAACGCAAGACUUGCUUCGGCUCUCAACGUAGAGCCAGCAACCCAUACAGACGACCACGUUCCCUAUUCCGAUAAAACGUUGGAACUUUACCAAAGUGCACCUAAAUGGGCGCAGACGUACGAGCGAGAGUUCCGCGUGUUUUCCGCAGACACGCAAGAGAAACGGCUCCGGUUCAAACCCAUGAAGCCUCAUCACCGUGCAUUUUUACACGCACUAGCUGAAGACUUCGGGUUGGACAGCGAGUCCCAAGAUCCAGAGCCCCACCGUCACGUCUCUAUAUUCAAGACACCACGGUUUGUUUCAGCACCAGCGAAAACGCUGGCACAAUGCGUCAAAAUCAAAGCAACAGACGUGUCACAAGCACAGCCCUCGCAAAGCAAUAUAGUGAUGCCGCCAGAGCCUUUCAAUGCGCUGCUACUUUCAUCACCCAAAUUCGGGUUGACCAUUGAGGAGCUUGAGUCUGCCCUGGCUCACGGAUUCGCGUCACAGCCUAACUUGUCCUUCGCGACGAGCUUCCUCCCUUCCGACGACGUUGUCAUCAAGGGAUCUGGCUCGUGGACACCUCAGGCACUCGAAUCGUCGCUGUCAAGCCUCAAGCCGGCAAUAUCACAAAGCGUGAAGCGACACGGCUUGGCAAAAUCAGUGGCUCUCUGUCAUGUUGACUCUUCACUCAAUGUAUUGCGUAGAGAAGCUGGCGCUACUGUCAAUACCGGUGGUUGGAGCUCUGUCGUUGGUCGCUCAACGGCGCGACAGGCGAAGGCUGGCACCACAGGUUCCAGUUCAGAGAAUUUGCCCGUUCGGAGCAGGUUCAUGGCAUUGCGGAAGGAGCCUAAAAAGAAAGCUGAGGAAGAACCGGUUGAGGAGGACUGGCUUACUGCUGCGGAGAAGCUGGAUGAGGACUGAUAGCAAUAUCGUUGACAGACAUGAACAAAGAGAGCACAGUCAAUUCAUGAAUAAACAUGGGAACAUCAACAGC
This is a messenger RNA of Pseudomassariella vexata, 3753 nucleotides long. Its product is annotated as NF-X1 type zinc finger protein. Gene Ontology annotation, cellular component: nucleus. The record is from RefSeq and is a predicted model, not a curated record. Gene Ontology annotation, biological process: negative regulation of transcription by RNA polymerase II. The coding region runs from base 375 to 3680 and encodes 1101 amino acids. Gene Ontology annotation, molecular function: zinc ion binding; RNA polymerase II transcription regulatory region sequence-specific DNA binding; DNA-binding transcription factor activity, RNA polymerase II-specific. Lineage: Eukaryota; Fungi; Ascomycota; Sordariomycetes; Amphisphaeriales; Pseudomassariaceae. The transcript has 2 exons.